AUGAUUUAAUUUUUAUCCCUCCCGUUACCUAAACUAAAUAUCUUAUCUCUAUAUCACGAGCCGAGCCACCACAACGUAAGGGUCCAAUUCGAAUUCUAUCGGGUUCAAGCCCAAUAUCUCUCUCCUCACUCUUUCUCUCUCCUCUUUCAUCGGCGUAACCCUAGAUCUCGCCGGAUCGGCAAUUCGGACCGCUUUUUCGGGUUUUCAACGGCGAUUCAGCUCGUUCUGUUGGCGGAUCUUUUCGGAUCGGUGAUUCUCGAGGAUUUGCCUUCUCUACUAAAAUGGAAGCAUCCGCGGAAAAUAAUCAUCAGCUUGUCUCUGUAGAGACACAGCCAGAUGAUGCUGAAAUGCAUACUGUCAGUGUAGAACUGCAGCCAACCAGUGAUGAACUGCAGUCAAACGGUGUAGAACUGCAGACGAAUGGUGUUGAACUGCAGACGACCAAUGUAGAGAUGCAACCUGCUAGUUUAGAGAUGCAACCGACCAAUUUAGAGAUGGAACCAGCUAAUAUAGAAAUGCAAACUGCUAGUUUAGAGAUACCACCAGCCCAUUUAGAGAUGCAACUGACAAAUUUUGAAAUGCACUCACCAAAUAUGGAAAUUCAGGAAGCUGGUCUAGAAUUACAGCCAGGCAGCAAUGUAGACAUGCAAAUGCCCCUUGGCAUUGAAACACAGCCUCCUAGUAAACGCAGGAAGAAGAAGUCAAUUGUUUGGGAGCACUUCACCAUCGAGAAUGUUGGUGCUGGAUGCAGAAGGGCUUGCUGUAAGCAAUGCAAGCAAUCGUUUGCAUAUAGUACAGGUUCUAAAGUGGCAGGAACCAGCCACCUCAAACGCCAUAUUGCCAAAGGAACCUGCCCUGUUGUUCUUCGCAAUCAGGAGAAUUCUCAGUUAUCCCCCUACAGUGCACCUUCUAAGGUCGGCGGGCCUGGACGGCUUAAUGAUGCACCGAAACGCCGAUACAGAACUGCUAGUGUGCCUUACUUUGCAUUUGACUCGGAUCGCUGUCGUCAUGAGAUUGCUAGGAUGAUAAUCAUGCAUAACUAUCCCCUUCACAUUGUCGAACAUCCAGGCUUUAUUGCUUUUGUCAAGAAUCUUCAGCCUCGGUUCGAUAUGGUGAGCUUCAACACAGUUCAAGGAGAUUGUGUGGCAACUUAUCUUAGAGAAAAGCAAACCCUGCAGAGAUUGCUUGAAGGAAUUCCCGGGCGUAUCUGCCUGACACUUGACCUGUGGACUUCUUCCCAAACCGUAGGCUAUGUUUUUGUUACAGGGCAAUUUAUUGAUAGUGAAUGGAAGAUGCACAGAAAGAUUCUUAAUGUUAUUAUGGAACCAUAUCCUGAAUCGGAUUCUGCUUUUAGCCAUUCUGUUGCUGCUUGUCUUUCUGACUGGAAUAUGGAUGGUCGAUUAAUUUCCCUCACCAUUAACCAGUCGUUGACAGAUGCUGCAGUGGAUAACCUAAAAGCUCUGCUUUCAGUCAAGAAUCCUAAUCUGCUUGGUGGUCAGUUACUAUUGGGGAAUUGUCUCGCCCGUUCUUUUAGUAGUAUAGCGCAGGAAGCACUGAGGGGUGCACAAGAGACUGUUAAGAAAGUUAGGAACAGUGUCAAGUAUGUUAAAACCUCUGAAUCCCAUGAAGAGAAAUUUCUUGAGCUCAAGCAACAACUUCAAGUCCCCAGUGCAAAGAGCCUAGCUUUGGAUGACCAGACACAAUGGAACACAACAUAUGAAAUGUUGUUGGGUGCUUCAGAGUUGAAGGAAGUCUUUUCUUGCCUGGAUACUUCUGAUCCGGAUUACAAGGAAGCUCCAUCUAUGGAAGACUGGAAACUGGUCGAGACUCUAACUACCUACCUGAAACUACUGUUUGACACAGCAACACUCUUAACUACUCCUGUCAUCCCAACCACAGACACGUUCUUUCAUGAAAUUUGGAAGAUUCAACUGGAGCUGGCUCGUGCCGCCUCAAUUGAGGACCCGAUCAUCAGCAGCAUUACCAGGCCAUUGCAAGCAAAUUUUGAUAAAUACUGGAAAAGCUGUUGCCUGAUUCUGGCAAUUGCUGUAGUCAUGGAUCCCCGAUUCAAGAUGAAGCUUGUUGAAUUCAGUUUCAAUAAAAUAUACGGGGAUGAAGCUGCCGCAUACAUCAAGUCAGUCGAGGAUGGAAUUCACGAGCUCUUCAAUGAGUAUGUGCAACUUCCAUUGCCUCUCACUCCGACUUAUGUGGAUGAAAUAAAUGGGGCAAGCAUUAAGCAAGAAGAUGGAGGACCUUUUCCAUCGAGCAAUGGACUUGGGCUAACCGAUUUUGAUGUAUAUAUCAUGGAGUCUACCAGCCAGCAGUCAAAAUCAGAGCUGGAUCAGUACUUGGAGGAGUCAUUGUUGCCCCGGGUUCACGAGUUUGACGUAAUAGGCUGGUGGAAACUAAACAAGAGCAAGUACCCUACUCUUUCAAAGAUGGCUCGUGAUAUGUUAUCAGUUCCAGUGUCUACUGUGGGACCUGAUCUGGUAUUUGACACUGUUGGGAAAGAGAUGGAUCGAUACAGGUGCUCCUUGCGUCCGGAGACAGUGGAAGCCCUCAUUUGUGCAAAGGACUGGCUGCAGCGCGACAUGGCAGAAGCACUAACUGUUCCAAUCAAAAUGGAUUUUCCAAUAUAGUUCUAUAUUGGUUCUGUAUUGUUUGCAUUUGUAGCUAACAGUUUAAUCUUUAGACUAAAGCUUGUGUUUCUGAAUUAUGACAUUGGAUGUUUGGAAAGUUAGAUUUUUAAUUUUUGUAUGAUAAUGUGGAUGUUUCAGAAACUAGAGUUGAAUGAAUGCUUCAGUAUUUAUCGCU
Molecule: messenger RNA, 2814 nt
Organism: Daucus carota subsp. sativus
Lineage: Eukaryota; Viridiplantae; Streptophyta; Magnoliopsida; Apiales; Apiaceae
Product: zinc finger BED domain-containing protein DAYSLEEPER
Exons: 2
Coding region: 282-2639 (785 amino acids)
Molecular function (GO): DNA binding; protein dimerization activity
Source: RefSeq, a predicted model, not a curated record